Molecule: messenger RNA, 2807 nt
Organism: Micropterus dolomieu (smallmouth bass)
Lineage: Eukaryota; Metazoa; Chordata; Actinopteri; Centrarchiformes; Centrarchidae
Gene: bag4
Product: BCL2 associated athanogene 4
Exons: 6
Coding region: 151-1329 (392 amino acids)
Biological process (GO): protein stabilization
Cellular component (GO): membrane; cytosol; nucleus
Molecular function (GO): adenyl-nucleotide exchange factor activity; protein-folding chaperone binding
Source: RefSeq, a predicted model, not a curated record
AUGAGAAUAAGGUAAUUAAAUGGCGGCAGAUCCAAGCGUCCCUCAUCCCGUAAUGACGAAGAUCGUGGUACAGGUGUGUGCCGAAAAGUGAUCGUCUGCCGAAAACUGAUGUUUGAUGACAGGACGGCUGCCGGGGACCGCGCUUAGCUGAUGCAUCACCACCAAAUGCAGUCAAAUCUGAAACCUGGCUGGCCCUCGACUUGCAACUCGGAAGAUAAUCACGGGGACUGGAAAAACGCAAUGGACGCUCCUCAGUACCCAGGCUACCCUUCACACUACUGGUAUCCCCAGUCUCAUUCCACAGGACACUAUGCAAAUACCUAUCCCUCAGGAUCUGAUGUUCAGCCACAGUACAAUCCACAGGUGAUGCCUGGAGGUUAUCCAAACGGCCAUGGUGUAUACAGCCCAGCGCAGAGUCAAUAUUCAACAAGUGGUUUCCACCCAUCCAACCCUUUCUACUGUGCUGACCCUCAGAGACCUGCUCCAGGUCCUUAUCCUAACCAGGGCUGUCCAGCAGAGCAGAGCAGUGGGCCAUCUGGGCAGCCACACUCUCAACACCAACAUCAUCACUAUCCUGGUCCUCAUUGUCAAGGGGGUUCUGGAUAUCCUCCUGGACCGUAUCCUCACUACGGUGAAGGUGGACAUGCAAUGCCUCCCAACCCCCCGUACCCCACUAGCCAGUCUCUCCACCCAAGCUCCCAGGCCGAUGCAUGGGCACACUCUGGUGCAUAUGCCCCCUCACAGCAGCAAUGGCAGCCAGGCCAGCAGCCUCCACAAAACCACUACGGAAAUCCUGCCCGUCCUCUGCAUCCUCCAGCAUGGCCAGGGACUGGAACAGGUGCUCCACCACCUUACCAGCCCAAGGACCAACAGCACCAACGUGCCCCACAAGUGGGACCUAAACCCAGGCCAACCCCAUCCCUGAAUCCACCCAAUGGAAAGCCUGCCGAAAUAAGUUCCCCUCCCCAAAUGUACAACAAAACCGGUAGAGGUGAACCUAAUCCUUCGCAAGGUGAGCCGCCGCCCUCGGCCCCGGCUCAAGCGCCGUCUCCAGGCCAGGCUGGACCUCAGCCCCUGAGCCAUAUCCCCGGCCUAGCUAAGGUCCAACAGGUCAUGGCCAGAGUGCUGCUGCUUCAAGAAGAUGUUGAUGAGUUUGUUGGCAGAAAGACGGACAAGAGUUAUCGGUAUCUGGAGGAACUGCUGACCAAAGAGCUGCUGGAGCUGGACUCUGUGGAGACUCAGGGACAGGAGACUGUCCGGCAAGCCCGGAAGGAGGCUGUACAGAGGAUCCAGGCAAUUCUGGACCAGCUGGAGAAGAAAGCCUUCUAAACUGAACUUAUUUGUUGGUUUGUGGGCCACUAAGUUUUGCUGUUUUCUUCUUCCAGAUCUUCCAUGGACACACUGAGGGUCUAGUCUUGUUCUUCGGAGCUGUGUUAUCUUUAGGUUGUUUUUUUUUCUACCACCACAAUAUAAAAUACCUGAAGUAAGUGGGAUGGGACCAAGAACAAGAUGGAGCAAUAACUGGUACAUGGAAUCAACUUGUGAAGCCUAAUUAUGCUGGUAUAAGUGAUAUAGUGGUAUUAAAAAUGCAGACUGAUGGUUGUACAUAUCAUAAGUGACUUUCAGCCUCAGUGAGUGAAUGAGUGAGUGACUGUGUUGGCUACUCAAACUGACACUCUUGCUCAGCUCAUCUUUUAUGUCAUGCCUUUCGCCAGCAUAAUGCAGGGCAGAGUUACUGGAAGAUGAAUUAAUUUAGUGCCGCAUAACAACUGUUAGUUGUCUCUAACCUGUGAUACAGAUUGAAAUUAUCGUCAUGCUGUCCCUCAGGAUCGUGGGUCGGUUUUAGUCUGAUCCUGCAUCUAACAACACAUGCACUUUGUCAGCUGUCUUAUUAUUACAUAUCACAGUCCAUUUUGCAUGAUCAUGAUAUUGCCCCCCUUCCCCACCUUCACGUCUCUGCAGAAAUAGGUGCAAUCCUUUCCUUUUAAAUUGUGCUCCCAGCCCUGCAUGCACUGCAAUGUCAGACCACUCAAUACAGUCACAACAUCUCUGAGCUCAUAAUUGGGUUUGGAAAGUAGCAGAUUAGUGAAAACCCCCUAAAGAUUGCUGUCCCCAUUAUUCCAUCUUUUGGAUGAAAUUGCUUCCUCAGUGCGGCCCUAGAAUCAGACCUACAUAUGAAUGCCAUGUAUUUCACUCUAGGAACUAAUGUUAUUACAGAGACAUAAGGACAAGUUUAAGAAUUACUUGAAAAGUUCAGUUAUGUACUUUCCAUCCCUUUUCUGGAGUAAGUGUUCAAUCAGCGGUUGAGGGUAAAGAAAAGGGGGUACUUCAACAUUUUCAGUAAUGUUUUGUGCUUAUGGAGCUAAUGUUGGUCACAGAACUUGGAUCAGUUUAAUUUGUUUUUUUAUUUGUUUUUUUUUUCUUCUCACUAAAAUCCUUGUUGCAUCAAAUCCAGAUUUUCACCGCAAUACAUUUUCUUACGUAGAGCAAGUCUUUUUUUUUUUCUUUUUUCUUUCUGUUCUUGAUGUGUUGAUUUAGAGAAAAAAAGAGUGCCAUAUUUCAAAAGAUGGUUUUAUAUUAUUAGAAAAAAUAAAAAUAAGAUCACAAGCUUUGCAUGGAAAAAACAAACCUCUGUCAUAUUUGUUCAUUUUCCUGUGCUGGUAAGUUUCUGUUUAGAUGGAGCACAACUGUACAGUUUCAGAUGUAAUGCAUGUUUCCAACACAAGAUGGGAAUCUUUGCCUGAUAAAUAUUAUAUUACAAGUGAGAAAAUAGCAGAGAAAUAAUUAAAUGUCAGUAUAUUUUUCAA